This is a messenger RNA of Hymenoscyphus albidus, 675 nucleotides long. The record is from the annotation of a GenBank genome assembly. Lineage: Eukaryota; Fungi; Ascomycota; Leotiomycetes; Helotiales; Helotiaceae.
AUGAUGGAUGGGGACUGGAAGGUUAGCUAACCUUCAACUUCGUAAUAUAUUUCCGAUUCACCAAUUAACCUUUUCUUAGGAAGCUAAUGAACGACAAGUGGAUCUCUCAGAAGACGACCCCCAUGCCGUCGGAAAGAUGUUGGAUUACUUGUAUACUCAUCAAUAUGACGCCGAAGAAACUGGCGCCUCACUCGUCCUACAUGCCAGACUCUACGUAUGUGGCGAUAAGUACGAUAUUCCAGGUCUCAAAUCACUUCGAAGCAAAAGUAUCUUGAAGCGAUGAAGACUCAUUAUCAACACGCUGGUUUCGGCCAAUCUCUUGGAAUUAUCUAUUACGAACUCCCAGGAUCUCUUAGGGAGGGGAGGGAUGCCGCAAUAGAAUUUGCAGCUGAGAAUCUAGUUGAUAUUUACAGCGAAAAGAAUAACGCUUUGCGAGAUUCUCUGGAUGGGAGUGGAAUGGGCCAUAUCCUUUCGGAUAUUGUCGAAAUCGUGGCAAAGAAGGAAGUGAAGCGUAGAGAACUAGAUAUGCGUACUGAUGGUCUUUCAUUGAGACAUAACUGUCCGAUGUGUGGGCUAGAUACGAAGAUCACUGUUGUUGGUAGCCAAAUGCUUUCUAGCCCAUUGGAAUGCCCGGUAUGUGGAAUACAGUGGAAGGUUCUCCGUCAAGGCGUCUGA